This is a messenger RNA of Saccharomycopsis crataegensis, 1146 nucleotides long. It is a transcript of the gene SMK1, whose product is annotated as mitogen-activated protein kinase SMK1. Gene Ontology annotation, cellular component: nucleus; cytoplasm. The transcript has a single exon. NCBI's taxonomy places the organism in Eukaryota, Fungi, Ascomycota, Saccharomycetes, Ascoideales, Saccharomycopsidaceae. Gene Ontology annotation, biological process: intracellular signal transduction; protein phosphorylation. The coding region runs from base 1 to 1146 and encodes 381 amino acids. Gene Ontology annotation, molecular function: ATP binding; MAP kinase activity. The record is from RefSeq and is a predicted model, not a curated record.
AUGGUAGUCUACAAUGAGAACCAUGAAACACCUUUCAGUAAGAAAGGCCAUGUCAUAUAUGAGAAGGCAAAUUUCUUCAUAGACUCUCGUUACGAAAUUCAGAGGAUCCUAGGAAAAGGAUCUUACGGUACUGUUUGCUCCGCAAUUGACAAAAAGGUGAAAGACAGCACCAGGCCUAGUGAAAUCGCCAUCAAAAAAGUCUCGAAUAUCUUCACCAAAGAAGUAUUGUUGAAGCGGGCAGUAAGAGAAUUGAGACUAAUGAGGCAUUUCAAAGGUCACAAAAAUAUUGUCUCGCUAAUUGAUAUUGAUAUUGUAUAUAUCAAACCUUUCGAUGGUUUGUAUUGUUUCCAAGAACUCAUCGAGUAUGAUUUGGCUAGAGUUAUCCAAUCAUCAGUACAGUUUUCUGAAUUCCACAUAAAAAGUUUUUUGUAUCAACUUCUAUGUGGGCUUAAAUAUAUCCAUUCAGCUGAGGUUAUUCACAGAGAUUUAAAACCAGGAAAUGUAUUAUGUACUAUGCAAGGAAUCUUGAAAAUUUGUGAUUUUGGAUUGGCUAGAGGAAUUUGCCCGAGUUAUUUAAGAAAAUCAACGUCAAUAAUCACCAAUUAUGUUGCCACUCGAUGGUACAGGGCUCCUGAAUUGAUUUUAAGUAAACGAAGUUAUUCUAAACCGGUUGAUAUGUGGGCAAUUGGUUGCAUUUUUGCGGAAUUGUAUGGCAGAAGACCAUUAUUUAUUGGUAAUGACCAGCUAAAUCAGAUUACUGAAAUAAUUAAGGUCUUGGGUACUCCACCAGAAGAGGCUAUUUCAAAAUAUGGCUCUCGAAUGGCCUGGGAGUUUUUCUCACCCCCUAAACCCCAAUACCAGGCAAUUCCUUGGUGUGAUAUUUAUGCCCAUAUCAGCAAUGAGGCAGCUGACUUGUUGGAGCACUUGAUAUGUUGGGAUAUAUCCAGGAGAUAUUCAGUGGAGAAGGCAUUAGACCAUUCCUUCUUGAAAAGCAUUAGAGAUACUAAUAAUGAACCAAGCUGCAAACAACCAUUUGACUUUAGUUUUGAAAACACAGAAACAACUUUGCCAGAUUUGAAGGUGAUACUUCAGAAGGAAGUAGAAAGCUUCCGUGUUGAAAGAAGUGGCAAUAAAAUUCAUUCGUGA